AAGAGAGCUAGAUGGCGUGAGUGAGCGAGAGAGGGGGAAGGAAGGAGGGAGAGGAGACGAGACGAGAGGAGGGCACGCAGUAAACGACAGCGAGUAACGGAGACGUAAGCUGUCAGUGUCCUGAGCUGCACACAGAUCUCAUUAAAGGAUGUAUCGACCAUCGCAGCACAGUGUGUGUGGAGCCUGACAUUCCUCGCAGGGCUGUGUGUGUCCCUCCUGUUUUCUGACCAUUAUCACUGCGUGUGUUUGGACAUUUCACCCCCCUCCAACCCCCACCCCCCCACUUCCUGAGGCCUGUCGCCACGACAACCAUGGACUGCGGAUUGCGUCUGCCGCCCGUCAUUGAGGAGGUCUUGGAUCCUGCAGACGAUGUGUGUGACUUGAAAGUGGAGCGGCCGGGUAUAGGCAGUGAAAUGACGGCCAAAGAGCGAGGGUCACUGGAGGAGAAUGAGGAGAGAGACCUGGAGGAGGUGGAGGCCGGAAAUGGAGAGAAGGGGCAGGAGGAUGAGCCGGAGAAGAAGGAGGUGAAGGAGGAGACGGUGGACGAGGAGGAGGAACGAAGAGGAGCGGAUGAGGAAGAUGAGCUGGAGGUGCUGAGGUCACAGGUGGUGCAGCUGCUUUUGGAGCUGGAGGAGACCAGAGAGGUGUCCCAACGACACGAGGAGAGCUACAACGAGCUGCAGGGUCUUUUGGAGGAAGAGCGGCUGGCAAGCGCCCACCAGGCCGAGACCUUUACGAGACAGAUCCAGAGACUUCAAGGCCAGCUGCGCUCAGUGCAGGAGGAGCUGGACAGCCUUGAGGAGGAGAAGGCCAGCGAGCUGUGGGAGGCUCAAGAGGAGCUGCGUGUGGCACAGGAGGAAGUGCAGGAGCUUCAGCAGGCGGCGGAGGAGGCGGCAGCCGAGCGGGAGAAUGACAUCGCCCUGCUCCAGGAGGAACUGUGCCGUGUGCGUGCCGAGUUGGAGCGUCUGCACGGCACCACGCAGGAGUACGAGCUGGAGCUGACCACGCUGCGGGCCGAAAUCAGCAUGAAGAACCAGCGCAGAACAGGAGGAGAAGGUGACAUGGACCAACUGAUUGAGGAGUGUUGCUCCUUGAAGGACGAGUGUCAGACUCUGAAGAAUGGCAACAAGCAGCUUUCUGAGAAACUGGAGAUGCUGGAGCAGCAGCGAGCCAGCUCAGCUGAUUCAUGCCUGGCCCUGAAAGCAGAGCAGAACCAUGGAGAAAAUGACACAGAAAAGGAGGUGAAGGCUGAGGGAUUUGUCAGCACAUUGGAGGUAGAAGGUGGGAACUGGGUGGACGCUUACACUCAGAAGAACAUCUCGUUUGAGGGGAAGCCCGCCACCCCGACAGGCAGGAGUGGAGGCUUCUCAGAGGUGUUUUCCCUCCGAGACCAGCUGAAACAGGCCGAGGAGAGAGCAUCACAGGUCCAGAGAGAGUGUGAGGGAAUAAAAGGAGAGCUUGUGGAACUGCAGGGGCUGUACGAGGGCAGCCAGAGGGAGAGGGCGGAGCUAGAGGCGGAGCUACAGCGCUGUAGGGCGGAGCUUGAUCGGCUGGCCGGGAGGAAGGCUCAGAGCUCCACUCCUUCGUCUGAGUGCCCUAUUCUCUCCAUACCCUUCAUAGGAAUGGUUGUAAUAAUGGGCCUGAUAUGGUGCUGCUGGAAGGAGCUCUUGUCCUAAAGGGGGAAAGGAUAACGAGGGAGACUGGAACCUGGUGAUGCUUGUUGCUGUGGCAGCAGCAGCAGUUCUACUCAUUCCCAGUUUCACCAGAGCUCUGGCCUGAGGGCUGGACAGGAAGUGACCUCAUCAUCUCACUCUGCCCAUGGUACACAACUCUAUCACCCCGACCACAUUUAACCAACAAAUGUGACCUGAAACCAUUACUCACCUGGGUCAUACGGGAACACAACUUGAUGCUUUUUGAUGUGUAUUGUGAUGCUGGUUGUUCGCCGCCUCAACUGCUUUGCUCUGCUUUUGUAGACAGUCAUAUCCGCUUCGACCAGUAGUGCUACAGACACUGAUGCCAUGCCGUGGGUAUUUAAAAGGUCCGAAUGGAGGAGCUUCUGAUUGGUCUAGCUCCCCGCUUUCCAUUUCAUGAGUUGUUUUCUUUCCUUAAUGGACAAUUGCAAAGGUCCUCUCGAAACAAUUUGCCUUAUCACUUUUAGAUAGAACAUUUGCACAAUUUACCUCUUUGUUGGCUAUCAAAAACAAACAGAUCUCUUGGGGACUGAAGAGGAUGCCGUCCUUCAUCAACAACGCUUUGGAUGCAGCAUAUUGCGUUGUGCUUCAUUGCUUUUUGAUUAGGUAGAAGCAUGCAGUAUUUAUUUAAUCUUCCUGGAUCUUCCCAUUUAAUGGUUUGUGUUUAGAUUCAAUAUCUGAGAACUUCUUUCACUUUCAUCCAUGGCAUGUUUAUAACUCAAAAACUCUGUAGGUAACUGUACAGCGUAUCUAUAUGCUCAUUUUACAUUCAUUUUGGUGAAAAAAAAGGAAGAUUCCAGGUGAGUUAAGGUUAUUCCAACAGGUAAACAUGCUUAUUUUAAACUUUCCACAGAUAUUUUUGUAUCUGAAUUGUUUAUUCCAACACAUGAAAUGUAUAGAUUAAUUUUGUGAGUGUAGAUUGAUAAAUGAUGCUAAAGAGUGAUAGAUAUUUUUAUACAAGGGUUGACUAAUCACUAAAUUGACACUAAAAGAACUCUGAGAUGAGUAUAAUUAACAAGCACAUAUCUACUGUAACUCCACUGAUGUCGCAUUGAUGAUUUCAUCUGAGGUUCUUUGCUCUCUCUCUCUUUUUUUUUUGCAUGUUAGCAAUGCAAAACACAGCUGUCAUAUUUUCUCUCCAAAGAAACUGAGGCAAAGUACAGAGUUGGAACUGAAGGUUAUUACAGAAAGUACAAAAUGUCAUAAACAAGUGGUUCUCAAUUGGCCUUUUGGGACCCAAAAAUAAGUCGCAGGUAUAUUUUCAAAGUGUCAGCAGGGAAAAACAGUCCGACGGUUAAAAUAAUGUAGCAAAAUAUAAAAAAAGC
This is a messenger RNA of Rhinichthys klamathensis goyatoka, 3019 nucleotides long. It is a transcript of the gene ccdc136b, whose product is annotated as coiled-coil domain-containing protein 136. Gene Ontology annotation, biological process: single fertilization; acrosome assembly. Bases 312 to 1676 code for a protein of 454 amino acids. NCBI's taxonomy places the organism in Eukaryota, Metazoa, Chordata, Actinopteri, Cypriniformes, Leuciscidae. The transcript is spliced from 11 exons. Gene Ontology annotation, cellular component: acrosomal membrane. The record is from RefSeq and is a predicted model, not a curated record.